Cydia splendana is the source of this 428-nucleotide messenger RNA. RefSeq lists its product as uncharacterized. The record is from RefSeq and is a predicted model, not a curated record. NCBI's taxonomy places the organism in Eukaryota, Metazoa, Arthropoda, Insecta, Lepidoptera, Tortricidae. The transcript is spliced from 3 exons. The coding region runs from base 84 to 428 and encodes 114 amino acids.
UAGGAAAGAGAUAAUAUUUAGAGUGCUGUCGACGAAUAAUAGUAGGAUUUCUGUGAAACACUUUUAUAGUAAAGGAAUAGAGUAUGAGUGUGUUUAGAUUGAAUAGUUGUUGUUGCUGCAUCAACCUCGAUGUCGGCGCUAAGAUUACUGGAUUUGUAUGCGUGCUGUUUGCAGCUGCAUCAGUGACGCUGUUCGCGGUGCCGGCGCUGCUGCUGCCGCUGCCGCCGGCCACCAUGCUGUUCUACGGCGUCGCUGCCCUCACGUCUGCACUGCAGUUCAUCACUGGCUGCGCCAUGCUCUGCGGGCUCUUCCAAGAAUCUAGAGGCCUCUAUCUCCCGCCGCGCUCGGUAUAUCUUCUGAGAACAUUCUCAGAAGUUACCGAGAAAUUCUCAUGUGGAAAGUUUCGCAACUUUGGAAAGUUCUCGUGA